GAUAGAAUGUGAAGAGAACGCGUUUUCGACAACAACAGAACCUACACUCAGCUGUCGCCCUUUCACCCUUUCACCCUUUCCAUUUCUCUUCCUUGCGACCUGGAAACGUCUAGGGAACCUGUACCUCGCAUUCGAUCUCUUCCCAAGUUCAUCUGCAAGUCGGCGGACGGGAGGACACGAUGCCGGUUCCAGUAUUCCGGUGCCUGGCAGUCGCACUGCUGCUACAUGUCGUCACCUUGCAGCCCUCCCAGUCGUCUGGAGGUGUCUAUGUGCAUGCAAACCCACUGCCUAUCAUCAACCUCACCGAGGGCCAGCAGCAGAUUCUCGGGCCAUCAUUUCCGGAACCUCAACCCCCAUCGAGACACGGGAAUAUCGCGACGCAGGAGGAACAAACCCAGACGCAGGUGCAAGAACGCAAGCUGCAUGGCAAAUUCCUGCACAUCACAGACUUCCAUCCCGAUGCUUUCUACAAAGCCCACUCGUCCACGGCUCAGGGCGCCGCCUGUCACCGCCGAAACGGCUUCGCGGGCUACUACGGCGCCGAAACAUCCGACUGCGACUCGCCCUGGACUCUCGUAAACGCUACAUUAGACUGGAUCAAAGCCAACCUCGCCGACGACGUCGAUUUCGUCAUUUGGACAGGCGACUCCGCCCGUCAUGACAGCGACGAGAAGAUUCCCCGCAACCGGGACCAAGUCCUCGGCUCUAAUCGCCGCAUUUCCGACCUCUUCUUCGACACUUUCCAGCACCCCAAGUCCAAGAACCGUAUGGUCAUUCCCGUCGUUCCGAAUCUCGGCAACAACGACAUGCUCCCUCACAACAUCUUUCACCCCGGACCUAAUAACUGGUUGGACUGGUACUCAGACGUUUGGCGCCACUUCAUCCCCUAUGACCAGCGUCACACCUUCCAGUUUGGCGGCUGGUUCAACGUCGAGGUCAUACCCAACUCGCUCUCCGUUUUCAGCCUGAACACCCUGUACAUGUUCGACCGCAACGCCGCCGUCGAUGGAUGUGCCCUAGCCUCCGAGCCCGGCUAUCGGCAGAUGGAGUGGUUGCGCGCUCAACUCCAGCUGCUGCGCGGCCGCGGCAUGAAAGCCAUCCUUAUAGGUCACGUACCGCCCGCCCGAACGAACAGCAAGCAAAACUGGGACGAGACCUGCUGGCACAAGUACAACUUGUGGCUCCGCCAGUACCGCGACGUCGUCGUCGGUUCGUUCUUUGGUCACAUGAACAUCGACCACUUCCUCGUCCACGACACUGAGGCCAUUGAUAUGAACUUGGUCAAGGGCGUCGACCCCGCCACCACGGCCCCCGACAGCCUGCGAGGCAGGCAGAUAGUCAAGAAGUCGAACUAUUUACAGGAGCUCCGGGACAAUUGGUCUCGCAUUCCCGAGCCGAAAUUCGACGCGGUGGGUGAGGAUGAUGACGACUGGGACGACUGGGACGAUGAGGACCAUACAGACCACGAGGAUGACGACAAUUCGGCGAAUGCGCGGCGGGGAAAGAAGAACAAAAAGAAGAACAAAAAGAAGAACAAAAAGAAGAACAAAAAGAAGAAGAAGAAGAAAGGACUGGGAGGCAAGUUCGCAGAGAGAUUCCACCUGUCUUUCAUCAGUCCGAGCGUCAUCCCCAACUACUUCCCAACCCUGCGAGUCUACGAGUAUAAUAUCACGGGACUCGAGGACGCACCAGUCUGGGCCGAUACCUUCAACGCGGCCCAGGACUCCCAAGAAUUUCAAGAUUCUCCGGAGGACCAGGAUGCGCGAGACGAGUUCUCUUGGCGGGAGGAACUGAGGCGCGAUGCCGAUACGACGGGGACGAAGGGCCAGAAACGGGGAAAGAAACAGAAAGAGAAGCCUCGGGACCCGAAGUUGAUCAUUCCAGAUCCACCAUCCAAAUCGUCCCCUCCGGGCCCCGCCUACUCACCCCAACCCCUUACUUUGGUGGGCUACACUCAGUAUUUUGCCAACCUGACUUAUAUCAACAACGACGUCCCGCAAGAUUUGCACAAGGCCGACGAAGACGAAGCGUCUUCUGCCCGAUGGAGUGACGGCAUCCACGGGGGGGAGGAGCCGAGGUCGAAGAAGCCGGACCCAAAGCCGUUCGAGUUCGAGGUCGAGUACAGCACCUUGACCGAUAAAAUAUACAAGCUAUCCGACUUGACGGUGCGCAGCUACGUGAAGUUGGCGUAUCGGAUUGGUCGACAUGCAUCCGCGAAGCAGGAAUCCGUUGAGGAUUUUGAGGCGGACCAGGAUGGUGAUGAAGAUGAGGAAGAGGAAGAGGGAGAGGAAGACACUGACGAAGAGCCCAAUGUUCAAACCGGCGACGAAGAAGAGGCCGAAAGGGACGAGGUCCUGCCUGACUCCAAAAAGGGAGCAUUGGGGAAGAAGGGGAGAAAGAAGAAGAAGAAGAAUUUCAACAAAGUGUGGCUGCAUUUCCUGCGUCAUGCAUUUGUCAAUACCGUGCCCAAGAAGAAGCUCAAGAAGCUGUGACCUUGGGGGUUUUUUUUUAUCUUUCCUUUUAUAUA
Molecule: messenger RNA, 2527 nt
Organism: Sodiomyces alkalinus F11
Lineage: Eukaryota; Fungi; Ascomycota; Sordariomycetes; Glomerellales; Plectosphaerellaceae
Product: Endopolyphosphatase
Exons: 2
Coding region: 180-2492 (770 amino acids)
Biological process (GO): polyphosphate catabolic process
Cellular component (GO): fungal-type vacuole; membrane
Molecular function (GO): exopolyphosphatase activity; endopolyphosphatase activity
Source: RefSeq, a predicted model, not a curated record